Messenger RNA from Erpetoichthys calabaricus (reedfish), 12090 nucleotides. RefSeq names its product transformation/transcription domain-associated protein (gene trrap). Bases 161 to 11773 code for a protein of 3870 amino acids. Lineage: Eukaryota; Metazoa; Chordata; Cladistia; Polypteriformes; Polypteridae. Gene Ontology annotation, molecular function: transcription coregulator activity; protein binding. The record is from RefSeq and is a predicted model, not a curated record. Gene Ontology annotation, biological process: regulation of DNA-templated transcription; DNA repair. Gene Ontology annotation, cellular component: nucleus; NuA4 histone acetyltransferase complex; SAGA complex. The transcript has 71 exons.
AGAUGUUGCUCGGCGUAUUGAUACGCGAGUAAGAUAACACUGAGCGGCAUUCGCGCGGAAGUUUUUUUCAGGAUGGUCGGCACCGUUGGGAAGGUGCUGCUGUUGAAGAAUUUCUAACACCCUCAUCUUUACCAUCACUUGGGAUCUUGCUGUUAAAGCCAUGGCGUUUGUACCAACACCAAGCCCCACCGUGGUCGACCAGACCACCUUGAUGAAGAAGUACCUACAGUUUGUGGCAGCCCUGACAGACAACAACACUCCUGAUGAAACCAAACUGAAGAUGAUGCAGGAAGUCAGUGAAAAUUUUGAAAAUGUGACUUCUUCGCCACAGUACUCUACCUUCCUGGAGCACAUUAUCCCACGGUUCCUCACUUUCCUGCAGGAUGGAGAAGUGCAGUUUUUGCAGGAGAAGCCGGCGCAGCAAUUAAGAAAACUGGUUCUUGAAAUAAUUCACCGCAUCCCAACGAAUGAGCAUCUUCGUCCUCACACCAAGAAUAUUCUGUCAGUCAUGUUCCGCUUCCUGGAGACUGAAAGUGAGGAGAAUGUCUUAAUUUGUCUUCGUAUCAUCAUUGAGCUACACAAGCAGUUUCGACCACCAAUAACCCAAGAGAUUCAUCAUUUCCUGGAAUUUGUGAAACAGAUUUACAAGGAGCUGCCCAAAGUUGUGAACCGGUAUUUUGAGAACCCGCAAGUCAUACCUGAGAACACCGUGCCGUCACCGGAAAUGGUCGGGAUGAUCACAUCAGUGGUGGUGAAGACAAACCCCGAGCGUGAGGACAGUGAGACACGCACACAUACAAUAAUUCCAAGAGGCUCAUUGUCCCUGAAAGUGUUGGCUGAACUUCCCAUCAUAGUUGUUUUGAUGUAUCAGCUCUACAAAUUAAACAUCCACAAUGUUGUCGCAGAGUUUGUGCCUCUGAUCAUGAACACUAUAAUGCUGCAAGUGUCCUCACAGGCACGGCAGCAUAAAUUAUACAACAAGGAGCUGUAUGCCGACUUCAUUGCAGCACAGAUUAAAACGCUAUCCUUCCUUGCAUACAUAAUCAGGAUUUAUCAAGACUUGGUGGCAAAAUACUCACAGCAGAUGGUGAAGGGAAUGCUGCAGCUGUUGUCAAACUGCCCCUCGGAGACUGCCCACUUGCGGAAGGAACUCCUCAUCGCAGCCAAGCACAUCCUGACCACCGACCUGCGCAGCCAAUUUAUUCCAUGCAUGGAUAAGCUGUUUGAUGAGUCCAUUCUCAUAGGCCAGGGGUACACAGCCCGGGAGACUUUAAGACCACUGGCAUACAGCACCUUGGCUGACCUUGUACACCAUGUCCGCCAGAAUUUGCCCCUUAAUGACCUCUCCCUGGCAGUGCAGCUUUUUGCCAAGAACAUAGACGACGAGUCUCUUCCUAGCAGCAUCCAGACCAUGUCAUGCAAGCUGCUUCUCAACCUAGUGGACUGCAUUCGCUCCAAGAGUGAGCAGGAGAAUGGAAACGGAAGAGAUGUUCUGAUGAGGAUGCUGGAGGUUUUUGUGCUCAAAUUCCACACUAUAGCUCGUUAUCAGCUUGUCACCAUCUUCAAGAAAUGUAAGCCCCAGUCGGAGCUUGGGGUUGUAGAUGCUGGGGCACUGCCAGGAGUGCCAGCCACCCCUACAGCACCAGUUCCUCUACCAACUCCUGCACCGCCAGUUGUGGCUUCACCGGCAGCCAACUCUUUUGAAAAGCCAGGGGAUAAAGAAAAGGAAGACAAGCAGACAUUCCAGGUGUCGGACUGUCGCAGCCUUGUGAAAACGCUGGUGUGUGGGGUUAAGACCAUCACAUGGGGCAUAACGUCCUGCAAGGCUCCUGGGGAAGCACAGUUUGUCCCCAAUAAGCAGCUACAACCCAAGGAGACCCAGAUCUACAUCAAACUUGUCAAGUAUGCCAUGCAGGCCUUGGAUAUUUACCAGGUCCAGAUCGCGGGCAAUGGACAGACGUACAUCCGGGUGGCAAACUGCCAAACGGUUCGAAUGAAGGAGGAGAAGGAGGUUCUCGAGCACUUUGCAGGCGUUUUCACGAUGAUGAAUCCCCUGACCUUCAAGGAGAUUUUCCAGACCACGGUUCCAUACAUGGUGGAGAGGAUUUCCAAGAACUAUGCCCUGCAGAUUGUUGCAAAUUCAUUCUUGGCCAACCCGUCCACUUCUGCACUUUUUGCUACCAUUUUGGUGGAAUAUCUGCUGGAGAGAUUGCCAGAGAUGGGCUCCAAUAUUGAACUGUCCAAUCUCUACUUGAAGCUCUUCAAGCUUGUUUUUGGCUCGGUCUCCCUGUUUGCUGCUGAGAAUGAGCAGAUGCUAAAGCCUCAUCUGCACAAAAUUGUGAACAGCUCUAUGGAGCUGGCCCAGUCUGCUAAGGAGCCCUACAACUACUUUUUGCUGUUGCGGGCCUUGUUUAGGUCCAUCGGUGGGGGCAGCCAUGACCUGUUGUAUCAAGAGUUCCUUCCACUUCUUCCCAACUUGCUGCAAGGGCUCAACAUGCUUCAGAGUGGACUGCACAAGCAACACAUGAAGGACCUCUUUGUGGAGCUCUGCUUGACCGUUCCCGUGCGUCUCAGCUCGCUGCUUCCCUACCUGCCUAUGCUCAUGGAUCCUCUUGUGUCGGCUCUCAACGGCUCCCAGACGUUAGUCAGCCAGGGUCUGCGCACCCUCGAGCUGUGCGUGGACAACCUGCAGCCUGACUUUCUCUACGACCACAUCCAGCCUGUCCGUGCCGAACUCAUGCAGGCUCUGUGGCGCACACUAAGGAACCCGGCAGACACCAUCUCUCACGUGGCAUACCGUGUGCUGGGCAAGUUUGGUGGCAGCAAUCGCAAAAUGCUGAAGGAAUCGCAGAAACUCCAGUAUGUAAUGACUGAGGUGCAAGGCCCCAGCACAACCAUUGAAUUCUCCGACUGCAAGGCGUCUGUCCAGCUGCCCAUGGAGAAGGCUAUCGAAACGGCCCUGGACUGUUUGAAAAGUGCCAACACGGAGCCGUACUACCGGAGGCAGGCCUGGGAGGUGAUCAAGUGUUUCCUGGUGGCCAUGAUGAGCCUGGAGGACAACAAGCACGCUCUGUACCAGCUGCUGGCCCACCCAAAUUUUACAGAGAAGUGGAUUCCCAACGUGAUCAUUUCACAUCGCUACAAGGCCCAGGACACUCCUGCCCGCAAGACAUUUGAGCAAGCCCUCACCGGGGCCUUCAUGUCAGCUGUCAUCAAAGAUCUGCGCCCUAGCGCUUUGCCCUUUGUCGCCAGCCUCAUCCGACACUUCACCAUGGUAGCUGUGGCACAGCAGUGUGGUCCUUUCCUCUUGCAGUGCUAUCAGAGUGGUAGCCAGCCCAGUACCGCCAUGUUUCACAGUGAGGAGAACGGUUCCAAGGGGAUGGACCCUCUUGUGCUGAUAGACGCCAUUGCUAUCUGUAUGGCCUACGAGGAGAAGGAACUCUGCAAGAUUGGGGAGGUGGCGCUGGCUGUGAUCUUUGAUGUUGCCAGCAUCAUCUUGGGGUCAAAAGAGCGGGCUUGCCAGCUGCCCCUCUUCUCCUACAUUGUGGAGCGUCUCUGCGCCUGCUGUUAUGAGCAGGCCUGGUAUGCCAAGCUGGGUGGCGUGGUGUCUAUCAAGUUCCUGAUGGAGCGCCUUCCCCUAAUCUGGGUCCUGCAGAACCAGCAGACGUUCCUGAAGGCGCUUCUUUUUGUCAUGAUGGACCUCACUGGAGAAGUGUCAAAUGGAGCGGUCGCCAUGUCCAAAACCACCUUAGAGCAGCUGCUAGUGCGGUGUGCCACCCCUUUAAAGGAGGAGGAGAAGUCGGACGAGCUGCUAGCCGCGCAGGAGAAGUCCUUCCAUCAUGUCACCCACGAUCUUGUGCGUGAAGUCACCUCGCCCAACUCCACUGUGCGCAAACAGGCCAUGCAUUCGCUGCAGGUCCUUGCCCAGGUCACUGGAAAAAGUGUCACAGUCAUCAUGGAACCACAUAAGGAGGUGUUGCAGGACAUGGUUCCUCCCAAAAAGCAUCUGCUGCGCCACCAGCCAGCUAACGCUCAGAUUGGCCUGAUGGAGGGAAACACCUUCUGCACCACCUUGCAGCCACGUCUUUUUACCAUGGACCUCAACGUAGUGGAGCACAAGGUCUUCUACACGGAGCUCCUGAACCUCUGUGAAGCUGAAGACGCAGCCCUGAUGAAGUUGCCCUGCUAUAAAAGUCUGCCCUCCUUGGUGCCAUUGAGGAUCGCAGCGCUGAAUGCCCUGGCCGCCUGUAAUUACCUGCCGCAGUCGAGAGAAAAAAUCAUUGCGGCCCUGUUCAAAGCUCUCAACUCCACCAAUAAUGAGCUGCAGGAGGCUGGCGAGGCCUGCAUGAGAAAGUUCUUGGAAGGAGCCACAAUUGAAGUGGACCAGAUCCAUACCCACAUGCGCCCCUUGUUGAUGAUGCUGGGUGAUUACCGCAGCCUGACUCUCAAUGUGGUGAACCGGCUAACCUCAGUCACUCGGCUUUUUCCAAACUCCUUCAAUGACAAGUUCUGCGACCAAAUGAUGCAACAUUUACGUAAGUGGAUGGAAGUGGUGGUCAUCACUCACAAAGGGGGCCAGCGCAGCGACGGCAGUCCUGUCCUGGAAGGCGUGGAGGAAAUGAGAAUUUGCUCUGCAAUUAUUAAUCUGUUCCAUUUGAUACCGGCGGCCCCCCAGACCCUAGUGAAGCCCCUCCUGGAGGUGGUGAUGAAGACUGAGCGAGCCAUGCUAAUUGAGGCCGGCAGUCCCUUCAGGGAGCCUCUGAUAAAGUUUCUAACUCGUCACCCUUCCCAGACUGUGGAGCUCUUCAUGAUGGAAGCAACCCUGAAUGACCCUCAGUGGAGUCGGAUGUUCAUGAGUUUUUUGAAGCAUAAGGACGCCAAAUCCCUGCGUGACGUCUUGGCCUCCAAUCCUAAUCGGUUUGUGACCCUGCUGCUCCCACCUGGCCCUCAAGCCACAGUUCGUCCAGGAUCUCCCUCCACAAGUUCCAACGCCUUGAGGCUGGACCUUCAAUUUCAAGCCAUCAAGAUCAUCAGCAUUAUUGUGAAGCAUGACCCCGGCUGGCUGGCAGGGCAGCACUCUUUAGUGAGUCAACUGCGCCGAGUGUGGGUGAGCGAAGCAUUCCAGGAGCGUCACCGCAAGGACAACAUGUCUGCCACCAACUGGAAGGAGCCCAAACUGCUUGCCUACUGCCUGCUAAGUUACUGCAAACGUAACUACUCGGAGAUCGAACUGCUCUUUCAGUUGCUCCGUGCCUUCACGGGCCGCUUUCUAUGCAACAUGACCUUCCUGAAGGACUACAUGGAGGAGGAGAUCCCCAAGAACUACAGCAUCGCCCACAAGAGGGCACUCUUCUUCCGUUUUGUGGAAUUCAACGACCCCAACUUCGGCGAUGAGUUGAAAGCCAAGGUCUUGCAGCACAUCCUGAACCCAGCUUUCCUGUACAGCUUUGAGAAGGCAGAGGGUGAGCAGUUGCUGGGUCCCCCAAAUCCUGAGGGUGACAAUCCAGAGAGCAUCACCAGUGUGUUUAUCACUAAGGUUCUCGACCCAGAGAAGCAGGCUGACCUGCUGGAUUCCCUAAGGAUUUACCUGCUUCAGUUUGCCACUCUAUUGGUCGAGCAUGCUCCCCACCACAUCCAUGAUAACAACAAGAGCCGAAACAGCAAGCUACGGCGUCUCAUGACCUUUGCCUGGCCAUGUCUACUGCCCAAGGCCUGCGUGGACCCAGCUUGCAAGUACAGUGGUCAUCUUCUGCUGGCACACAUCAUUGCCAAAUUUGCCAUCCACAAAAAGAUUGUCUUGCAGGUAUUCCACAGCCUGCUCAAAGCCCACAACAUGGAGGCACGUGCCAUUGUCAGGCAGGCUAUGGCGAUCCUCACUCCAGCUGUGCCAGCUCGCAUGGAAGAUGGUCACCAAAUGCUCACUCACUGGACUCGUAAGAUCAUUGUGGAAGAAGGGCACACCGUGCCUCAGCUGGUCCACAUCCUGCAUCUCAUCGUGCAGCACUUUAGGGUUUAUUACCCUGUGCGGCACCAUCUGGUCCAGCAUAUGGUCAGCGCCAUGCAGAGGCUGGGCUUCACUCCCAGUGUCACAAUUGAACAAAGAAAGUUGGCUGUGGACCUGGCAGAGGUAGUCAUAAAAUGGGAGCUGCAGAGAAUAAAGGAUCAGCAGCCUGAAAGUGAGGGCGACUCUUGCGGAGAGGGCACAAGCACAACGACGGGAGCAAUGAAAAGAGGCCUGUCUAUGGACUCUGGCCAGGACGUGAAACGCUUCCGCACUGCCACGGGUGCUGUGAGCACAGUGUUUGCCCGCAGCCAGUCUACACCAGGGGCUGACGCACUUCUCGGGAAACCAGUUGAAAAGCAGCACACCGAUACUGUUGUCAACUUUCUUAUUAGAAUAGCUUGUCAGGUAAAUGACAGUGCAAGCACUGCUGGGUCUCCCGGGGAGCUGCUGUCACGGCGCUGCGUGAAUCUGAUGAAAACGGCCCUGCGCCCGGACAUGUGGCCCAAAUCGGAGCUGAAGCUCCAGUGGUUUGACAAGUUGCUGAUGACCGUGGAGCAGCAGAACCAGACCAACUUCGCCAACAUCUGCACGGGUCUGGAAGUCCUGAGCUUCCUGUUGACAGUCCUCCCCUCUACCGCCAUUCUGGCUCACUUCAAACCUCUGCAGAGGGGGAUUGCAGCCUGCAUGUCUUGUGGGAACACCAAAGUUUUACGGGCGGUCCAUACUUUGCUGUCUCGGCUCAUGAGUAUCUUCCCCACAGAACCCAGUACCUCCAAUGUGGCAUCCAAGUAUGAGGAGCUCGAGUGCUUGUAUGCUGCUGUGGGGAAGGUGAUUUAUGAGGGACUGACCAAUUAUGAGAAGGCCACCAAUGCCAACCCAUCCCAGCUGUUUGGCACCCUGAUGAUCCUCAAAUCUGCGUGCAGCAACAACCCGAGUUACAUCGACAGGCUCAUCUCGGUGUUUAUGCGCUCCUUACAGAAGAUGGUACGGGACCACCUGAACACGCAGACCACACCCGGAGCGGCUGAAGCCAGCACAGUGACAAGUGAGCUUGUCAUGCUCAGCCUGGAUCUGGUGAAAACGAGACUUUCGGUGAUGAGCCCCGACAUGAGAAAGAACUUUAUUCAAGUCAUCCUCACUUCACUCAUUGAAAAAUCACCUGACCCUAAGAUCCUUCGGGCCGUCGUCAAGAUCGUGGAGGAGUGGGUGAAAAAUAACUCUCCCAUGGCAGCCAAUCAGAUGCCGAAUCUAAGGGAGAAGUCCAUUCUUCUGGUGAAAAUGAUGAGCUGCAUUGAGAAGCGCUUUCCCGAAGACCUUGAAUUAAAUGCCCAGUACUUAGACCUCGUUAACUACGUCUACAGGGACGAGACUCUUUCUGGCAGUGACAUCACCUCCAAGCUGGAGCCAGCCUUUCUGUCUGGUCUGCGCUGCCCACAGCCUCUGAUCCGUGCCAAGUUCUUUGAGGUGUUUGAUGGCUCAAUCAAGCGGCGUGUCUACGAGAGACUGCUGUACAUCACUUGCUCUCAAAACUGGGAGGCCAUGGGCAACCACUUCUGGAUCAAGCAGUGCGUCGAGCUGCUGCUUGCUGUGUGUGAACGUGGAACCACUAUUGGAACAAGCUGCCAGGGGGCCAUGCUUCCAUCUAUCACUAAUGUCAUCAACCUGGCCGACAGUCACGAGAGAGCUGCUUUUGCCAUGGUAACGCAUGUCAAGCAGGAGCCGCGGGAGCGCGAAAACAGUGAGACCAAGGAGGAGGAUGUAGAGAUUGAUGUUGAGCUCGCCCCUGGCGAUCAGAGCAGCACUUUGAAAACAAAGGAACAAGCCGAGAAGGAUACUGGCAACCAACUACAUAUGCUGACCAACAAGCACGAUAAAUUCCUGGACUCGCUGAGGGAAGUUAAGACAGGAACGCUGCUCAAUGCCUUUGUCCAGCUGUGCCACAUUUCCACUCCUCUGGCAGAGAAGACCUGGAUUCAGCUUUUUCCCCGACUCUGGAAAAUUCUUUCUGACCGGCAGCAGCAUGCCCUGUCAGGAGAGAUCAGCCCAUUCCUGUGUAGCGGUAGCCAUCAGGCGCAACGUGACUGCCAGCCCAGUGCACUUAACUGCUUUGUGGAGGCCAUGUCUCAGUGUGUGUCACCCAUCCCCAUCAGACCUUGCGUUCUCAAGUACCUGGGCAAGACGCACAACCUUUGGUUCCGCACUACCCUUAUGCUUGAGCAGCAAGCCUUUGAGAAGGGCCUGAGCCUUCCCAUUAAGCCCAAGCAGACGGCCGAACUCUACGAACAGGAGAGUAUUACCUUACCCCAGCAGGAGAUCCUAGAUUCAUUAGCGGAACUCUACUCCCUGCUUCAAGAAGAAGACAUGUGGGCAGGUUUGUGGCAGAAGCGCUGCAAGUUUCCAGAAACCUCGACCGCUAUUGCGUAUGAGCAGCAUGGGUUCUUUGAGCAGGCCCAAGAGAGUUAUGAGAAGGCCAUGGAAAAGGCACGGAAGGAACAUGAACGAAAUAACAUCUCUCCAGCAGUCUUCCCGGAAUAUCAGCUAUGGGAGGACCACUGGGUGCGAUGUUCUAAAGAGCUUAACCAGUGGGAGGCGCUGACAGAGUAUGGACAGUCCAAGGGUCACAGCAAUCCUUAUCUUGUCUUGGAAUGCGCCUGGAGGGCCUCCAACUGGACAGCCAUGAAGGAAGCUUUAGUACAGGUUGAACUCAGCUGCCCCAAGGAGAUGGCCUGGAAGGUGAACAUGUACCGGGGCUAUUUGGCCAUCUGCCACCCGGAGGAGCAGCAGCUGAAUUUCAUCGAGCGUCUGGUUGAAAUGGCCAGCAGCCUGGCGAUCAGAGAGUGGAGGAGGCUUCCUCACAUCGUGUCGCAUGUGCACACCCCUCUGCUGCAGGCCGCUCAGCAGAUCAUCGAGCUGCAGGAAGCAGCACAGAUCAUUGCGGGCUUGCAGCCUGCCAACCUGGGCCGGAACACCAGCCUCCAUGACAUGAAGACCGUGGUGAAGACCUGGAGGAACCGGUUGCCCAUUGUAUCGGAUGAUUUGUCCCACUGGAGCAGCAUCUUCAUGUGGCGGCAGCACCACUAUCAAGGUGAGAUUUGGGGCGUGUGUUUGAGCGUGAGCUCUUGGGGUUGCUGCCUGACCUUCUUGAUUACCUUUGCCCCUUUACAUCUUGCAGCGAUCGUCGGUGCCUAUGAUAACAGCACGCAACACGACCCCAGCUCAAACAACGCCAUGCUGGGGGUGCACGCGUCUGCCUCCGCCAUUAUACAGUAUGGGAAGAUCGCACGCAAGCAAGGACUGGUCAAUGUGGCACUUGACAUCCUGAGCCGCAUCCACACCAUUCCCACCGUGCCCAUUGUUGACUGCUUCCAGAAGAUCCGACAGCAGGUUAAGUGCUACCUGCAGCUUGCUGGUGUGAUGGGAAAGAACGAGUGCAUGCAGGGUCUGGAGGUCAUUGAGUCUACAAACCUCAAGUACUUCACCAAAGAGAUGACAGCAGAGUUUUAUGCGCUUAAGGGAAUGUUCCUGGCACAGAUUAACAAGUCUGAGGAGGCAAACAAGGCUUUCUCUGCAGCAGUCCAGAUGCACGAUGUCUUGGUCAAGGCCUGGGCCAUGUGGGGAGACUACUUGGAGAACAUCUUUGUAAAAGACCGCCAGCUGCACCUCGGUGUGUCUGCCAUCACCUGCUACCUGCAUGCCUGUCGGCAUCAGAACGAGAGCAAAUCCCGCAAGUACCUAGCCAAGGUGCUGUGGCUCCUCAGCUUCGAUGACAAGAAUACACUGGCUGAUGCCGUUGACAAGUACUGCAUUGGUGUGCCACCCCUUCAGUGGCUUGCAUGGAUCCCUCAGCUGCUCACGUGCCUGGUGGGCUCAGAAGGCAAGCCGCUUCUCAACCUCAUCAGCCAGGUUGGACGGGUGUUUCCUCAAGCUGUGUACUUCCCCAUCCGGACGCUGUACCUGACCCUGAAGAUUGAGCAGAGGGAGCGCUACAAGAGUGAUUCUGGCCAGCAGCAGCCCACCUCAGUGGGGGUACAAGCCCACUCUGCGUCAGAUCCCGGACCCAUCCGUGCAACGGCCCCCAUGUGGCGCUGCAGCCGCAUAAUGCACAUGCAGCGGGAGCUGCACCCCACACUCCUAUCAUCCCUGGAGGGCAUCGUGGACCAGAUGGUCUGGUUCAGGGAGAACUGGCACGAGGAGGUCCUCCGUCAGCUGCAGCAAGGCUUGGCAAAGUGUUACUCGGUCGCCUUUGAGAAAAGCGGUGCCGUGUCCGAUGCCAGGAUCACCACACACACCAUGAAUUUUGUCAAGAAAUUGGUGAGCACCUUCGGCGUUGGCCUCGAGAACGUCUCCAAUGUCUCCACCAUGUUCUCGAGUGCAGCCUCAGAGUCUUUGGCGCGACGGGCACAAGCCACAGCUCAGGAUCCCGUGUUUCAGAAGAUGAAGAGCCAGUUCACUACAGAUUUUGACUUCAGCGUCCCCGGAUCCAUGAAACUGCAUAACCUCAUCUCCAAGCUGAAGAAGUGGAUCAAGAUCCUGGAGGCAAAGACUAAGCAGUUGCCCAAAUUCUUCCUGAUUGAAGAAAAAUGUCGUUUUCUGAGCAACUUCUCCGCCCAGACUGCCGAGGUCGAGAUCCCAGGCGAGUUUCUUAUGCCUAAACCCACCCAUUACUACAUCAAAAUUGCCAGGUUCAUGCCAAGAGUGGAAAUUGUCCAGAAGCACAACACUGCUGCACGUCGGCUUUACAUCCGAGGGCACAACGGCAAGAUCUACCCGUACCUGGUGAUGAACGACGCCUGCCUGACGGAGUCCCGCCGGGAAGAGCGAGUGCUUCAGCUCCUGCGUCUCCUUAAUCCUUGCUUGGAGAAGAGAAAGGAGACCACCAAGAGACACCUUUUUUUCACCGUUCCCCGUGUCGUGGCGGUGUCACCCCAAAUGCGGCUGGUGGAAGACAACCCAUCUUCACUGUCUCUGGUGGAAAUCUACAAGCAGCGCUGCACCAAGAAGGGCAUUGAGCACGACAACCCCAUCUCCAGAUACUACGACAGGCUGGCGACUGUCCAGGCCCGGGGGGCACAGGCAAGCCACCAGGUCCUUCGCGAUGUUCUCAAGGAGGUGCAGAGCAACAUGGUGCCCCGCAGCAUGCUGAAGGAGUGGGCGUUACACACCUUCCCUAAUGCCACUGACUACUGGACUUUCCGUAAGAUGUUCACCGUGCAGCUGGCGCAUAUUGGCCUGGCAGAGUUCGUGUUCCAUUUGAACCGGCUGAACCCAGAAAUGCUACAGAUUGCCCAGGACACGGGCAGGCUUAAUGUGGCUUACUUCCGGUUUGACAUCAAUGAUGCCACUGGAGACCUGGACGCCAAUCGGCCCGUACCCUUCCGUCUGACACCCAACAUCUCGGAGUUCCUAACCACCAUUGGGGUGUCGGGGCCUUUGACAGCUUCCAUGAUUGCCGUGGCUCGCUGCUUCGCACAGCCCAACUUCAAGGUGGAUGGCAUUCUGAAGGCAGUCCUUCGGGAUGAGAUUAUCGCCUGGCAUAAGAAGACUCAGGAGGACACUUCCACACCUCUGUCGGCAGCCGGGCAGCCCGAGAACAUGGACAGUCAACAGCUGGUCUCCUUGGUGCAGAAAUCUGUCACGGCCAUCAUGACCAGACUUCACAGCCUGGCACAGUUUGAGGGGGGUGAGAGUAAAGUGAACACUUUAGUGGCUGCUGCCAACAGCCUUGAUAACCUCUGUCGAAUGGACCCGGCCUGGCACCCUUGGCUCUGAGUGGCCAUUUGGCUUAAUUUGGGACAGUUGGGCUUUAGGAUGGUGACAGUCCAGCCUGGACUUCGACACUUGACAUUUUAAGCGGACGAUUUCUUUUAUGUUCGGGUGUGCGUGCACCGUAGCAAGACUGGGGGGCUCUGGCCUCUUCGCAGACCUCGCCUUUUGGGUGGUCCGUGCCGUCUUUUUAUAUGAAGUAGCUUUUGCUGCUGUGACCGGUCAGAUGCUUGCUCUAAACUUCUGAGGUUUGUGAGCGGCGGGCCGCAGGAAUCAGGGCCUCGGCUUCCAGCGCCUGGCAUUAUUAAAACUAUUUUAAUAUA